Molecule: messenger RNA, 1153 nt
Organism: Daphnia magna
Lineage: Eukaryota; Metazoa; Arthropoda; Branchiopoda; Diplostraca; Daphniidae
Gene: imd
Product: protein immune deficiency
Exons: 3
Coding region: 52-639 (195 amino acids)
Biological process (GO): signal transduction
Molecular function (GO): protein binding
Source: RefSeq, a predicted model, not a curated record
AAGUUGCUGGAUUUAUUGUAUUUUCUUCAGUUGUUUUAUUUACGAUAUUCUAUGGCGAAUAAAGGUGAAGUAAGUAAAACGGGAAGCGUUUCUAAAUUCCAAACUUAUGAAAAAGUUGAUGAAACCCAGAAAAAUCUUAAGGACACGAUCAAAGCUAAAAUCAAUAGAAGAAAUCUCUCGGCUGCUCCUUUCUAUCUGAAUGGUGCGAUCCAGAUAAACAAUGCCAGCAAUGUGCAUUUGGGAAACAGUGUAUCAAUUGGAAAUAACCCAAGCAUAGAAAUUCAAAAGCCUCCUGAGCCUAAACCAGAACUAUCUCCAGCACUAACAGCCUUAUUCGAAAAUGAGGAAGAAGUCACAAACCUGCAUAGGUUAGCUGUGGACAGUCACAUAGGCUCUGACUGGAGGUUUCUUGGUCAGGAACUUGCAGGAUUCUCUAAUGGGCAAAUGGACCAGCUUGAGGAGCCUUUCAAAGCAAACCAUUAUGAAUUUAGAGAAGUAAUCUAUCAAAUGCUACUGAUGUGGGAAGGUCAUUGUGAAACCACCCCAACUGUUGGAAUGCUGGCAACAGCAUUAUGGAAAUGCAAAAUGUAUUCAGCUGUUAUAUCUCUUCUUGAGAGAGUUAAAGAUUCCCACAAGUAACAUUCCAGCAAACUUGUUUAACCUGGAGUAUUUUCACUUCCAUUAUGGCAGCCUUACCACUUUAUACUAAAUUGUUGGUGGUUAGUUCUAAAUCUGAUUGAAUUUGUUUUUCUAUAUUUGUUUUCAUUUUUAAACCUUCUCCGAGGGUGUGCGUGGUGAUUUACCAGGAAGUAGAUAUUUGUUGUUAUUGGUGCCGCAAAUUUGUCAAUUUUUUCACACUGUUUAUUUUUAUGUAAAAGACGAAUACUACGUUGGAUACGUAGAUCUGACUUAACAAUCUCCACAAAAGGCACAUUUUAAUUUACUUAAUUUCCAUUUAAGAAUGAAAAUUAUGUAUAGGUCUCAUACUUUAUUUUAAAUGUGAAUUCGUCUUCAUAAUCUUCAAAAUUCUCCUUAUAUGAAUGGCAAUUUCCAUCAAUGUAUAUAGUGCCAAUCAAUCCGUAAUAGUCUACUUGUAAUGUCUCAAUAAUUUUAUCCAACCAUUGGAAACAAAGUAAACUUCUUUUCAGCUGCA